ACGGAUACCUAGCUAGUGAUAUUGAUGAACCCUGUGGCCUGACCCAGUGCCAGCUCGUUGACAUGAAGGCUUACCGUCCGAUACGAGCACUCCAAGGCGAUCCAACGGCCGCGAUCUGGAGGAACGGUCUCCUAACCUCCGAUAUUUCCUUUCUCCCUUAUCGCCUUCGCCUCCGCGGCUCCGCCUCGCUCUCCAAGGUUCUGCCGAGGUUUCUCGCCUCCCCGCUCCCCCCUCUCCGAGUCUCCGUCCUUGCCACUCCUCUCUCCCCUCUUCCACCUCAAUCCAAUCCGACCCUCACCAUUGUAGCCGGAACUCGCAGCGGGACACUAGGCGCGCAUGCCGCUCCUCCUCUACCCCUUCUCCGCGUGCGUGCCGCCGCCGCGGGCGCUGCUCCGCCGCCUGUCGCCGCCGCCGCCCAUGGCGGUCGUCGCUCCGCUGCCUUCCGCCGUCCGUAUAAUCCCCUCGGUGGGAACGCUCGACCUUCCGGCGCUCCCGCCCCCGCCCACGGACGACUUCCACUGGCUCGACCUAUUCGCGUUCCUCAACUCCCCUGCCGACACCUACCACCAGAUCCCCGCGCAGGGCGAAGAGGAGCUGGAGGCGGGGCUGGAACUGGAACUGGAGCUGGAGCUGGAGAAGCACGCCGAGGUGGAGAGGCAGCGGGGGCGGGCGCGAAGAGCGCAACUCCGGCGGCUGCGGCAGCGGCAGGUCAAGGCGGAGACGGAGGCCUGGGCGCGGGCCGCCGAGGAGUACCGCGAGAUCGAGCGGGAGAUGCUCGACCGCAGGCUCGCGCCCGCGCUGCCCUACGUAAAGGCGCUCUUCGUCGGCUGGUUCGAGCCGCUGCGGGACGCCAUCGCCAGGGACCAGGACGUGCAGCGAAGGAAGCGGGUCAAGCACGUCUACGCUAAGUACCUGCUUCUGCUCCCAGCCGACAAGGUGGCCGUAAUCGUCAUGCACAAGAUGAUGGGCCUGCUCAUGUCCAGCAAGGACGGCACUGGCAGUGUCCGCGUUGUCCAGGCCGCGCACUGCAUUGGUGAGGCUGUUGAGCGCGAGUUCAAAGUCCAGUCAUUCUUUCAGAAAAGUAGGAAGAAGAAAAUCCAAGGUGAAAAUGAUCCAGCAUUGGAGAAGGAGCAAGCUAAAUGCCGUAAGCGUGUUAAGAGUUUAGUUAAGAGGCGGAAGAUGAGUGAAGCACAGAGGCUAGUUCAACAGGAGUUGGAAUUGGAGGAAUGGGGCACAGAAGCCCAAGUGAAGUUGGGAAGUCGCCUGAUUGAAUUAUUACUAGAUUCAGCAUUUGUGCAGCCACCAGCUGAUCAAACACCAGAUAGUUCUCCAGAUAUUCGACCUGCAUUUAAGCAUGUGCUACGUCAGCCUAUAAUAGAAAAUGGGAGGCUAAAGAAGAAGCAUUGGGUGAUAGAGUGUGACCAUCUUGUGCAUGAGGGGUUUGAAAGCACUGCUCGGCAUGUUGAUAUACCCUACCUCCCUAUGCUGGUACCUCCGAAGAAAUGGAAAGGUUAUGAUAAAGGUGGUCACCUUUUUCUGCCCUCAUACAUUAUGAGGACACAUGGUGUGAAGGACCAAAAGGAUGCAAUUAAUAGUGUUCCUAGAAAACAGCUGCGAAAAGUAUUUGAGGCAUUAGAUAUCCUUGGGAGUACUAAAUGGAGGGUGAAUAGAAGAGUUCAUGAUGUUGUUGAGACUAUCUGGAGUCAAGGUGGAGGCAUUGCAGGGCUGGUGGACAAGGCAAAUAUUCCUUUGCCUGAACGACCAGAAUCAGAGGAUCCUGAUGAAAUGCAGAAAUGGAAGUGGAGUUUAAAGAAGGCAAAGAAAACUAACCGUGAACUGCAUGCUGAGAGAUGUGACACUGAGCUCAAACUCUCGGUUGCUCGUAAAAUGAGAGAGGAGGAUGGAUUUUAUUACCCUCACAAUUUAGAUUUCCGUGGGCGUGCAUACCCUAUGCAUCCUCAUUUGAGUCACCUAGGUUCAGAUCUUUGUCGGGGUGUUCUAGAGUAUGCUGAAGGGCGGCCACUAGGAAAGUCAGGGUUGUGCUGGUUGAAGAUACACUUGGCUAACAAAUAUGGUGGUGGCAUUGAAAAGCUUUCUCACGAGGGCAAGCUAGCUUUUGUGGAGAACCAACUGUUUGAUAUAUUUGAUUCAGCAGCAAAUCCUGUUGAUGGGAACUGCUGGUGGACGAAUGCUGAGGAUCCCUUUCAGUGUUUAGCUGCAUGCAUGGACCUUUCUGAUGCCUUAAGAAGUCCAUCACCUUACCAUGCUGUCUCUCACCUGCCUAUUCAUCAGGAUGGUUCAUGCAAUGGUUUACAACAUUAUGCCGCUCUUGGAAGGGACUAUAUGGGCGCGGUUGCUGUCAACCUUGUUCCCGGAGAGAAACCUGCAGAUAUCUACUCAGAAAUAGCUUCUAGGGUACUGAAUGUUGUAUGUGAAGACUCGAUGAAGGAUCCUGCUACUAACCCAACUGCUUCAUUAGCAAGAGUUUUAGUUGAUCAGGUGGAUAGGAAGCUUGUCAAGCAGACAGUCAUGACAUCAGUCUAUGGUGUUACAUACAUUGGUGCUCGUCAGCAGAUUACAAAGAGACUGCAAGAGAAAGGGCUUAUCACAGAUGAUAAAUUGCUGUAUGAUGUAUCCUGUUACGCUACUCGGGUAACUUUGGAUGCACUGGGACAAAUGUUCCAAUCUGCCCGUGGUAUAAUGGCCUGGCUUGGUGACUGUGCGAAGAUGAUUGCUUCAAAAAAUCAACCAGUCAAGUGGACAAGUCCUGUUGGUCUCCCAGUUGUUCAGCCCUACAAGAAAUAUAAGAAUUAUAUGAUACGAACUUCUUUGCAAUGUCUGGCUUUACGGCGGGAGGGUGAUGCAAUUGCAAUCCAAAGGCAAAAGGCAGCUUUUCCACCAAAUUUUGUGCACUCACUGGAUAGUUCACAUAUGAUGAUGACAGCGAUUGCUUGCAAGGAGUCUGGCCUUCAUUUUGCAGGAGUUCAUGACUCAUUUUGGGUGCAUGCGUGUGAUGUUGAUCAAAUGAACCAGAUAUUGAGACAACAAUUUGUGGAGCUUUACAGCAUGCCGAUUCUUGAAAAUCUGCUGGAGGAGUUCCAAACGUCAUUCCCCACACUAGAAUUUCCACCCUGCCCACCGCAAGGUAACUUUGACGUGAGGGAAGUUCUGACUUCAACAUACUUCUUCAACUAAGCUUAACAGGGGAAGUUCUGCACAUGAAACAUGCAUAAGCAAGAAACAGGAGUCAAUCAAUUAUCUGCACUCCAGACCAAGCCAAGUGGUUCCAAGGAAUUUGAAAUGAACAAACCUAAAGUAGUUCCUGCUGAGUUUUUAGGUUGAUGCAGAAUCUGCUUGGAUGUUCAGGUCACUCAUUGGUUGCCAUGACAACUCAUGGUAUACUCCACCCUGGAGUGCAAAGGUAAAUUAUGAGAUGCCAGAGCAGAAUACUGACUGACAGUUGAUCGUGCUGACCUCAUUGAUCAUAGACGACAGCGGAACACAAAGUUCGCUGAAUAUACGUGUACGUUGUACCAUCAAUUUUUUUGCUGUCUUAGGACUUGUAGAUCGCAUAAUGCCGUGGCAUCACCCUGUAAUAAAUGUGUAAGAUAUGAUAGCCAAAUAGAUGUAUACGAGACUAGUUGCUGUUGACAGCAAGUUUUGAAAAGAGAGACAUGAAUC
Messenger RNA from Zea mays, 3681 nucleotides. Its product is annotated as RNA polymerase 2. Gene Ontology annotation, cellular component: mitochondrial DNA-directed RNA polymerase complex. The record is from RefSeq and is marked validated. Gene Ontology annotation, biological process: mitochondrial transcription. Gene Ontology annotation, molecular function: DNA-directed RNA polymerase activity; DNA binding. Lineage: Eukaryota; Viridiplantae; Streptophyta; Magnoliopsida; Poales; Poaceae.